Miniopterus natalensis is the source of this 986-nucleotide messenger RNA. The record is from RefSeq and is a predicted model, not a curated record. NCBI's taxonomy places the organism in Eukaryota, Metazoa, Chordata, Mammalia, Chiroptera, Miniopteridae.
UCUUUCACUUUCGAUCUCUGGCUGUCACCCGGCGUGGCCCCUUCCAUGUCCAGCUGGGGCCUGCCUGAUCUGGCCACAGGCAUGAGGGGCCUCCGGUGGAGAUGAGAGUGUUGGCACCAGCCUGGAGCCCAACUAUCUCCCUGCUGCUGCUGCUGCUGAGCCCGGGUCUCUGUGGGACCCCCGACUGCUCCUUCCGCCACAGCCCCAUCUCCUCCACUUUCCGAGACGCCAUCGGCAAGCUGUCUGACUACCUGCUUCAGGAUUACCCUGUCACUGUCGCCUCCAACUUGCAGGACGACAAGCUCUGCGGGGCCUUCUGGCGCCUCGUCCUGGCCCAGCGCUGGAUGGAGCAGCUCAAGACUGUGGCUGGGUCCCAGAUGGAAAAGCUGCUGGAGGCAGUGGACACCGAGAUACACUUUGUCACCUUAUGUGCCCUCCAGCCCCUCCCUAGCUGUCUUCGCUUCGUCCAGACCAACAUCUCCCACCUCCUGCAGGACAUCUCCGAGCAGCUGGUGUCCUUGAAACCCUGGAUCACCCGCUGGAAUUUCUCUGGGUGCCUGGAGCUGCAGUGCCAGCCGGGCUCCUCCACCCCGCUGCCCUCGAUGAGUUCCCUGGCCUUGGGGGCCACAGCCCUCCCUGCCUCUCGGGGCUCCCUGCUGCUCCUGCUGCUGCCCGGGGCCCUUAUACUGCUCAUGCUGCUGGCGGCUGCCUGGUGCCUGAACUGGAGAAGGAGUAGGCGGAGGAUGCCCUGCCCUGGGGAGCAGGUGAGCCAGAGGAGGACACUGAGGCCCAGAGAGAGGAGUCACCUGCCUGAGGACACGGAGCCGGGACUCGGAGGAAGUCAGCUAGAGACCGGUCCCUUCCUCUGCGGCACCGGCGCUGUCACUUUGUCCCCGGGAGGGAGGCAAUGCCAGCCCUCGGCACUGGCUGCGGCCCCGCCGGCCCCGCUCUGUGCAAAGCCCUCGUGCCCAGGAAAUUGUACAUAA